Dracunculus medinensis (Guinea worm) is the source of this 672-nucleotide messenger RNA. The record is from the annotation of a GenBank genome assembly. Lineage: Eukaryota; Metazoa; Nematoda; Chromadorea; Rhabditida; Dracunculidae.
AUGGCUUCGUCGUUACCUUUUUCAAUCGACAAUAUUCUUAGUAAAGAAAAAUUAUUCUAUAAAAAAUUUUGCAUCAAAAAAUGGACAUUUUCAGAUUCUUUGCUAAAAGAAAACAAAUCUGAAUAUAAAUUUGAAAGUCGCUGUUAUCCAAAUGGCAAGCAUAAAAAUUUCCAGUGCAAAGAAUGUGGUAAAAUAUUCAAUGCGCAUUAUAAUUUAACCAGGCAUAUGCCUAUACAUACGGGAAUACGACCAUUUUUGUGCAAGAUAUGUGGUAAAGCAUUUCGACAAGCUUCAACGUUAUGUCGGCAUAAAAUAAUCCAUACUGAGCAAAAACCACAUGUUUGUUCAACAUGUGGUAAAUGUUUCAACCGUUCUUCAACUUUGAAUACUCAUAUUCGUAUACAUUUAGGUUAUAAAAGAUAUAUAUGUGAAUAUUGCGGCAAAGGAUUUCAUCAAAAUGGAAAUUAUAAAAAUCAUAAAUUAACACAUAGCAAUGAUAAACGAUACAAAUGUAAUAUAUGCGAAAAAGCAUUUCAUCAAAUAUACAAUUUAACAUUUCAUAUGAAUAUACAUCAAGAUAUUAAACCAUAUUUAUGUAAUUACUGUAAUAAAGGUUUUUGUAGAAAUUUCGAUUUAAAGAAACACAUUAGGAAAAUUCAUGAAAAUUUAUAA